Drosophila serrata is the source of this 1040-nucleotide messenger RNA. RefSeq lists its product as uncharacterized. NCBI's taxonomy places the organism in Eukaryota, Metazoa, Arthropoda, Insecta, Diptera, Drosophilidae. The record is from RefSeq and is a predicted model, not a curated record.
GUUCUGCAAGUGUUGGAAAACGUCACUUCACCAAAACACAUUUUGGUUGCAGUUCAACAUUUUGGUUUAAAUUAAGUUAAGGAAACCGUUGUUUUCGUUUGAUAUAUACUGCAAAGAGUCUUUGAAAUGGCUCGAACCGAGUUGGAGAAAAAGGCUAAGCGCCAAGGAAAGAAACGCAAGCACGAGGCGACUGGAGAUGCUGAACAUGCGGCCAGUGACGACGAAGUGGCCACCAAAUCUUUAAUCCUAGAGCCACAGGGAGAGCCAUCGGCAACUGUCAAUGAUAAAGCAACCAAACGGCGACAGCAGGAGGACGACAUCCAGACAAACAAGAAACACAGCAAAAAGUCUGCUUCAGAGGAGCACGUUGCUAAAAAUGGUGGCGAGAAAUCUCCCAAGCAAAAGUCCCACAAGAGAAAACAAGCCCAGGCCGAGACCACAACAGUCCUGGAAAAGCGCAGCAAGCAGGAUACCAACUCGGACGAUGAUGACAACGAGGAGGAAACGCAACCGACUGAAGCCCAACUCCGUGAAGCUGCACGUCCGGAGAACGCCAAUGCUGUGGUCACAGUGCGCCAAAAAAAGAAGCAAAAGCACCAGCAGCGUCUUGAAGCCCAACGUAGCCAGAAUUCCAACAAGGAGGCCAAAAUCAACAAGGAAUACCUUGUGAAAUGGAAAGAGUCCCGGGAUGAGUGGAAAUUCAUCAAGCUCCGCCAGAUCUCCAUCCAGCAGACGGCCUUCGAUGAGGACAAACUAGAAUCAGAGCUGUGGCCGUUAGCUCUCGAGUAUUUGGCCAGCUCCCAGGGGGCAGCGCGGGCCAAGAUCAGCAAAUUAGCCGAGGAGGUGAUUCAGGAACUUGACAAAAAGGGUGAGAAGCUGGAGGACGAGACAGAGCGCCAGAAGCUGAUCGAGUCCACGCGGUACCAGAGGGCGCGUGAUAUGCUCCAAAGCUUCGACUAGAGUUAUCUGUUAUUGUUAAGGUAUUUUCUAGAAUUUAAAUGAAAACCGUAGUUUUUUUUACAUUAACAUACAAACAACAA